Messenger RNA from Doryrhamphus excisus (bluestripe pipefish), 2702 nucleotides. It is a transcript of the gene pid1, whose product is annotated as phosphotyrosine interaction domain containing 1. NCBI's taxonomy places the organism in Eukaryota, Metazoa, Chordata, Actinopteri, Syngnathiformes, Syngnathidae. Gene Ontology annotation, biological process: regulation of reactive oxygen species metabolic process; negative regulation of D-glucose import across plasma membrane; negative regulation of insulin receptor signaling pathway. The record is from RefSeq and is a predicted model, not a curated record. Gene Ontology annotation, cellular component: cytoplasm.
CACCCCUGGCCUAAAUAUUCAGCAUUAUAUUUAAUACCGCUAACCAGAUAUUCAUGAGCUUUCCGUAAUUUCCGGAAGCCCCUGAAAGCAGCACAAGGCUCGCAAUGAAGAGUGCACGCGGGGCGACCGCCACCUGCUGGGAGAGAAGGUAACCGCAGCCAGGCGGAGCAAUCUUUGGGAGCCGACUGAAGGGGGGCAGAGAGGCGGACAGAUGUGAACCGGACUACGAAAAGACAACAAGCUGCCGUCAAGACGGAGACUCUUUCACACCGAUAACAUGUGGCAACCCGCGUCGGAACGACUGCAGCACUUUCAGAGCAUGCUGAAGACCAAGCUGAAUGUGCUGACGCUAAGGAAGGAGCCGUUGCCCACGGUGAUCUUCCACGAGCCAGAGGCCAUUGAACUUUGCUCCACCACACCGCAUACAAAGAACAGGACCCAUGCUGGAUACAAGGUGACCUACCUGGGCAAGGUGACGAUUUCCGGGACCAACUUCCUUUCCGGCUGCACAGAGUCCGCGGUGGUCGGUCUGGUGGAGCACCGCGGCCUUGCUCAGCAGCAGGGUACACGCCCAUCAUCAGGCGCCUCUUUGCUGGAGAUACGACCCUUCCAGGUACGUCUCCACCACCUGGACGGGCAGGCGGAGGCCUCGGUAACCAUGGACACCUACCAGGUGGCGCGGAUCGCCUACUGCACGGCCGACCACAGCAUCCGACCCAACAUAUUCGCCUGGAUCUACCGGGAGAUCAACGACGACCUGUCCUUCCAGAUGGACUGCCACGCCGUGGAGUGUGAGAACAAGCUCGAGGCUAAAAAGCUAGCGCACUCCAUGAUGGAGGCCUUUCGCAAGACUUUCCGCAGCAUGCGCAGUGACGGGCGCAUCCAUAAGAGCGGCUCGUCAGACGAGUUUGCCGAGGAUUUGUCCACCCCUGAGGAUUCGACCCCAGACGAUGGUUGAACUGACAAUCAUCACAACUCCUGAUCCCCGUUCUUGCAAAAACACGGGGUGAAGGGAAGGACGGUCAGAUUAGCUGCUCUCAUUCUCCGCUGUUACUUUCUUAACGGACAAUAGCAGACUCUCGGAAUCGACUCACUCGCGUUAUUCGUGAUCAAAUUCACUUUUCAAGUCCAGGAAAAAACGAAAAAACUGUUGGGCUCGUCGAUAUUUACAUUCGCGUUUUCCAUAUGGGUCAUUCUUGUACUGAGCGGAGCUACUUGUCUGUAGUUCUUUGAGUUUUUCCCUCAAGGGAACAGCAAAAUACAAUCCCCGUUCUUCGGACCCUGCGUCAAGAACGCCAGGAACCAGCAGUGCUCGGCUUCUGACGAUCCGUGGCCCCAAUCCAGAGUUUAGGAGACUACAUUUAUUCUAUAAGCACGACUCGUGGUUACAAAGCCUUGGUCUUGGGUCUUGGGUAAAUGCAAACACAUCAGCUUUACGGUACCUUUGUCCAACCCCUAAAAUUUGCUUGAUGGUACUAAUUAUCGCAUCGGUACUCUGGUACGUGUAAGUCAGCGGAGAAACCUCGGUACCGAGUAGAUGUCGUGCGGUCAGAAGGAGCAGCUCUAUGACAUUUCAUAUCUUAUUUCUGUUUUCAAAAACAUACCAAAAUCCAGGCUUAUCGGUGCCUGUCGGAUGAUGUGCCUCAAAUCCAUCUCACAUUAGCUUGGUCCAGGUCCUAUUUUAGUAUGUACGGCCAUGAAUGUGUGUGUUGUAUCUUUGUGUUUAUAGAUGUGGUUGCGUAAAAAAAAAGCCAGACGAAUCUUCGAGGUAAAGGAUAUCGUGUGAUUGGUUCGAGCAAGGAAGGUUCAAACCCGUACGAGCGUGACGGACAUCUCCCGGGCCUCAACCAAAAUGAAUUUAGUCCUAAAUGCUGUGAGUGCAAGAAACCUUCUUCUCCAGUAUGCCCAGUCUCCUACAAGUUACCGAUCGGCUGAUACUGAGAAGGCGUCAGAGGGCCUCUGAUCCGAAAACAUGGCGAGACGGUGCUGGUUGGUACGUACAAAACACACAACACACAACACAAGCAGCCUAUAAACCGGGAUUCAAGCAAAAGUCUAUCAUUCUACAUACUGUAUGAACGUGCACAUUGUAUUGGACUUCCACUUAAUAAACUUAUGUAAAUAUACAAAUAUAUAACUUUUUGAAUAUUACAGCAUAAAUGUUGAUAGAUAUUUUAAAUUUUAAAAAAAGCUGACAAAUUACAUAUGAUAAAGAAACAGUGUUAUGAAGCCUACUGUGAAUCAUAAGUGGAGUCUGACGAUGGGUUUAUGUUUAUGUUUAUGUGUGUGUGUUGAAUGAGAUUGAACAUGGCUGCAAGAGACGUUCAAGAGCGAGAAAACUGUUGAUUACUCCGUACUGUCUGUUUGAAAGCUCAGACUUGCUUUAAAUGUUUGACAAAUGUUACCUAAAUGUUUUCUAUACGGUGUCUGCAAAGAUCAAGGAACCAUUGCAUUAUAAAGCAUUUUACAAAGACGUUCCGUGUCAUGGUGUUCUUUUUAUUUUUUAUUUUUCCAAACCACAGAUACAUCUUUUUAUUCUUAUUUUUCUAUGCUUAGUUUAUGAGUGGAUUCCUUGUUGUGGUUUUUGUGUGGGAGGACAAAAACAAAGUAGUUCUGUUGAAGAAAAGGCAAUGUUUUGACUAAUUGCCAACAAUAGUCCGACAUAAACUCACUGACAUGUUGCAGUACAACACAUUUGUUUU